This is a messenger RNA of Pseudomassariella vexata, 384 nucleotides long. RefSeq lists its product as uncharacterized. The record is from RefSeq and is a predicted model, not a curated record. NCBI's taxonomy places the organism in Eukaryota, Fungi, Ascomycota, Sordariomycetes, Amphisphaeriales, Pseudomassariaceae. Bases 1 to 384 code for a protein of 127 amino acids. The transcript has 3 exons.
AUGCAUCGUUAUAUGUCCGCGCUGCAUAUCACAUUCUUUGAUGCGGCAUUGAAGGAGACGGCGUAUGCGUUUUCGCGCAAGAUUCUUGUGGAUACUUCGCUUAAGAUUUGGGCUGCGGCGUCGUCGGCUUCGCCUAUGAUGGGGGCCACGUAUGAUUUGUCCCGGCUUGUGGCGUGUGGCUCGGGGUUUUAUCGUACUCUGCAAGAGGAACAAGGGCUGGGGCCUUUAUCAGUCAGAGCAGACUUAGUUUGUGUCGUGGAAGAUGCGAAGACUUGGUGUCUGAGGUGCAUCGAGUCGGGAGAGACUAAUAUUAAGGGGUACCUACACAUGUGUAUCAUUGGCGGACAGAUCGACGGGCUCAGGAGAGGCCGAGGAGAGGCCUAG